Molecule: messenger RNA, 5423 nt
Organism: Cinara cedri
Lineage: Eukaryota; Metazoa; Arthropoda; Insecta; Hemiptera; Aphididae
Source: the annotation of a GenBank genome assembly
AUGGCUGAUCUGGCGUCUACCCACUUCUUGAUGGCAGGUGACUUCACAAAUUUUGCAGAUUGGAGGUUCAUUCAUAGAGCAUACUUGAAUCUGGUGCUGCUGAAUGGUGCUGGAGAGACAGUGGCUGCAGGUGCCGUUGAUGUGGGUAUACAACAUAAAGCCUUUCCUACUCUUUUUUAAAAACCAAAAUGUCUAGUUUUCCAAAAAAAAAAUGUAUAACAAUAUUACUGUUGAUUAUAUUAUUCCUAAGAUCAUAUACUAUGGAUGGAGCCAUAGUAUAUAAAUUAAUAUAAAAAAUGUCUCUGAAUUUUAUGCUUGAUGUGCGCAUAAUUCUAUGAUGCUAUGAUUCUAUACAACUCGACUGCAAAAUAAUUUGCUGUGACUACAUCCAUAGUAUAUAUAUAUUGAAGCAUUAUUCAUGAUUCAUAACCACCACCUCUGCUGUUAAAAUAUUAUUCAAACUUAUUAUACUAAAAUAUUGAUACAAAAAUGUACAAAAUUAAUGUUCAAUUAAAAAAAAUAGUAUAAGUUCUAUAAGUUUUUAAAAGUUAAAAUUCAGUUAACCAAUUCUGUACCCUAAUUCAAGAUACUUUUAUAAAAAAAAAAAAUAUGUAAGCCUUGUGUCAUUUGGAUAGAAUAAUAUUAAUACUAAUAUGCAUAUUAUAAGUUAGUUACUCUAAAUUUUGACUCUCAUACUGCAGUUAUUUUUUUUCUACCAACAACUUAUUCUUGCUUUGGUUUAUCUUCCUCACAUUAUAGAGAAUUCUUUUUAAAUUUCUUAUUUGAUCUAGUUAAUGAAGUAGUUGAAGAGUUCUUAAAUAUGUCCCAGUUUUUAAAUUAUAAUUUAUAUAUUAUGAUUAAUAAAUAAUUUCACAACAAACAGUAAUAUAUUGAAAUAGAUUAUAUAGAAUGCUAUGUAGUUUGUGGGUCAGUGCAAAUAUUUAAUACUACAAAAACUAAUUUUAUUUUCUUUGGUUAUAAACCAAUUUUUUUUGAAUAAACAAAUAGAAUAUAUGUAGUAGGAUCAAUAAGUUCCCGGAAUUUCAUUUUAUUUUUUUAUAUAUACAAUUUAAAUAUAAAUCUACUUAAUCUCCUUCAAAAUAUCGUCUUUCAGCACAGACACACUCACUCCAACGAAUUUGUAACUGCUGGAAACAUCUUUGGUAUUCCUCUAUUGGAAUGGCCCUGCGAUUCGCUAUCGCGUUAAUUUUAAUGUCUUCAAUCGAACAACGUUCACCUUUGAGUCCAAGUUUUAGGUUUGGAAACAGCCAGAAGUCACAUGGAACAAUUUCUGGUGAAUAUGGGGGUUGUGGAAUUGUAGACAUUUUUUUAUCCAUUCAAAAUUGCCAAACUGCUAAAGACAAGUGACACAGUGCAUUGUCAUGAUGCAAAAACCAACCAUUUUCCCAUUUACGUUGCCUUUUUCGCCAAAUUGAAUCUCUUAAACACUUUAAAACUUCAAUAUAAAAACUUGAGUUGACUGUUUGUGCAUUAGGUACAAAUUUCCAGUGAACUAACCCUUCAUUGUCGAAGAAAAUUGUCAACAUGACAUUCAAUUGUGAUUUGUCAACAAGUGAUUUUUUUGGCCUCAGUGUGUGCCAUUCUGAUGACUGCAAUUUUGUCUCUGGGUUAUAAGCGAAAACCCAAGUUUCAUCUCCUGUAACGAUUUUCGACAAAAAAUCUUUUUCAUUCAUGGAACGUUUGAAAAGUUCAGCGGCAAUCAAUUUUCUGUUUUAUAUUUGGUCUUCGGUCAAAAUGCGUGGAACAAAUUAAGCAUAAACGCGCUGCAUUUUUAAAUCAUCUUUCAAAAUGUUUUGAACUGAACCAUACGAUAUUCCUAAUACAUUUGCCACAUCUUGACUUCGUAAACGACCAUCUGAUUGCACCAAAUUUUUAACUUUUUCGAUUGUUUCAUCAUUGUUUGAAGUUGACAGCCGGUCACUCCACUCUUCGUCUUCAAGUGACUCUUGAAUAUUUUUGAACCGUUUAAACCAAUCAUAAACGGCUGUUUUCAUUAAUGUUUCAUCACCAUAAACUGUUUUCAAACAUUCAAGCAUUUCUGCAGCAGUUUUUCCAAGUUUAAAACAAAAUUUAAUGUUAGCGCGUUGUUCAAAUUGUGACAUUUUGAAAAAAUACGUAAACUCAGUUUCAUAAGGCUCACAUGAGACUAUUGUAAUUUUAACGAAUAAACCUACUGAUAGCUAAUAAUGUUUUCUUUUAAUUUCAAUAAUUAGAUAUUUGAUAACGAAAAUAGUUUUUUUUCUAUAAAUAAAUUCUGGGAACUUUUUGAUCCCCCUAUGUAUAUUAGUAGCCUGUAAAUUAAGUUUCAUUUUCAAAAAAAUAGCAUAGGUCAUGAUUUGAAAAAUAUUGUUAUAGAACAAUGUAUACAUAGUUUACAUUCAAAGAAGAAUGAUCAAAUUAAUAUUACAAGUGUUACUUUAUACAAUUUCAAUAAUUUACUGUUAUAAACAUUAAAUAUGCUUUAUCUGAUUUAUAGCAAAAAAGGUAGGUAAUUGAAAUUUGACUUAUACUUCAAUACAACUUACUUAACAUAGACAGAUUUAACUACAGAGUUAUUAUUCAAUACAAUCUAUACUCAAUAAUAUUAAUAAAUCAUUUUACAAUAAUAUAGCAUAUUACAGAUAUUGGAAAUAGAUAUUUAAAGUGUGUUUUAUAAUUAUUACAUUUAAAUAUAUCUUUUUUUCAUUUGUACAUUUAAGAAAUAUAUGUGUUUUCAAUUAAUGAGAGGUUUUUUUUAUUAAAUUCGUGUUUGAUUUAAUCUAUUUUCACACUUAUUUAAAAUUAGUUUUCCUAAACUGGAGUUUAAAUGGAGUACUAAUUUCUAUUUUGAAUAUUAUCCUGAAAAAAUACAAUAUAAAAUAAAAUAAAUAGAUGCACAUGAAGGAAAUAGCAUUUGUACAUAAUAGGUACAAUACCUCAAUAGCCCACCAAAACCCGAUAAUUUAUACAUAAUUUAAAAUAUUGAACAGUGUCUAUUAAUAAUUAAAAUACCAUUGUCUGAUAAACCAUUAAAACUGUAAUAUUAUCAAUAUGAAAACAUCAAUGUUGUCAGCCUGAUAAAUGACUGUAGAAAUAUAAUACUAUGACUUAAGUUAAAAAUUAGGGAUAGCUAUAACUUGAGUUGGAGUGAGCACACAUUUUUAUUUUUAUAUAUUUUAAAAUCACUAAUUAAGUACUAAAAUUUGGUGAUAUAUUGAGAAAUAAUGCUUUUAAAUUGCCUGUUAACUUUACGGUCCAGUGGUAAAACUGUAAUGUUUGAGCCAUAUAUUGUUAUUUAUAUACAUUUUAAUUUUGUGAGUAAUUUUUAUUUGGUAGGUACUCUUUGGAUAAAUGUUAGAACAGAACUGCUUGAAAGUUAAUCAGGAUCUUAAUAUUAUAAGUUAUACUUUGUAUUCAAAACAAAAACCAAUUGAAUUUAAUGUAGUAUAUUUUUUUUAUAAGAAUUUUAAUAUCAAAUUUUAAUCAAGUUUUGGUAAAAAAAUAUGUGGAACAACUCUAGUUACUGGUCCAUACAAAUUGUUUCAACAUAUAUUUACUUUACUAUAAUAUGACAUAUAUAUUGUUGAAAAAGCAAUACUAUUAACUGAGCUCUGCUCAGAAUCGUUUUUUGUUAGCAAGUUUUGGUUACAGAUAUACAUUAAUUUUCCCUCUUCAUACUACCUUUCAACUUUUCUCAUUUUUUCAUCUUCAACAGUAGUCCACUCAUCCUGUGAAGUAUGUCCAUCUUUUUUUAUGACUAUGAUCAUUAUAUAAUAGUAGAGACCAUAAUACAUUUUAUAAAAUAAGUAGUACAUAGUCGUACAUUGUAAUAACAAUUGCAAGAUUGAUAUACUUUCGGUAGCUAAAUAAAUUUAAGUUAAGUAGUAUCACAAGAAAGUUUAUUAUAAUAUUAUAUUUAUAUUUUUUAAAUUAUGCAAUAUUUUUAACAUAGGUUUUCAUCUAGCUAUAUUGGUAUUUUCAUUUAAAAUUAGUUCUCUUGAAAUUUCAAAUAUUAAUUACCAGAUUGGAUUUUUUACCCCUAAAUUUAAGGAUAUUAUUUCUUAUUUGAGUAAUUCUUAGUGAACCAUUAAUGUAGCGGUAUUUUUUUAGAAUACUUCCACAGUCAAAAUAUCGUUCCAUUGUUCAUGUAUGCAUUUAUGACUAAAUGGUGUUAUACACACAUAUUCAAGUCAUAUAUUUUAUUUAAUAAAAUUAUUUUAUAGAGUUUCUAAUUAACUAAAACUUACCAAUUGCUAUUGUAAUAUUAACAAGAACUAGAACACAUAUUAGAACCUCUCUCAGCACUGUAACAUAGUCUUUAACUGUAAGCUAUACACAGGUUUUACUUCUUUUCUCUGUACUUUUCUACAUUGUCUUACACAAAACAUUGGUUUCAUUGUCGAUCUUUCUGGUAUAAAACAAAACAAGUUCUUAGAUAUUGAUACCUUCUAAUUCUAAUUUCUAUAAUUUUUCCCCAUAUCUUCAUACUAUGACUCAUCAAUUGUAUUCUAUAAUUUUCACACUAUUGUACAUCUCCCUUUACUUUUAAAUAGGUAUUACAAAAUUCUUAUUUUACUCAUCUGGAAUUUACUCUUUUACUAACACCUUAUUGAAAAAAAUCUUUUAACCAGCCUAUGCAUAGUUCUGUUAACAUAAGAUAGUUUAUAAAUGUCAUAUGCUAUGUACAGGCUAUACGUAUAUUUUAGAUUCUGAGGGAAGCAAAGAAGCUUAUGGUUUUACUAAGAUGUUUAUUUUAUUACUUUUUUUACAUCUUUACAAAACUUGUUCCGAUUUUUAAGUUUAGCACCUUUACUGAAAGAAAAUCGGUAUGGGGAGGUACUUUAAGCAAGUCAUUUUUUUGAUUUUUUCAAGAGUUUUCUCAUUAAAUGUGAAAAGCCAAAAAAAACGGGAAUAUGUAAGAAAUAUCUUUAUAAAAUAUUACGAUUUUUUUUCCUGUGGACAACUUUUCUACCAGCAAUUUAGUUUUAAAUUUUAAUGAUAUUAAUUUUUUUAAAAGGAAAUUUCAUUGGGGAGGUACUUUAAAGAGGUUGUUUUUGAUUUUCUUGAAAGUUUUCUCAGCAAAUCUUAAAGACGGGAUAAAUUAUGGGAAAACAAGGAAAAACGUUGGAAAACUGGGAUAAUCGGUACAAAAUUAAACAAAUGUUAUUUAAGAACAUACAUAUAUAAAGCCUAUUUAAUUAUUUUAUUUAAAAUGACAUAUAUUUUUGACAAACCAUCAGUAUCAACUGAACUCUGUUCAGAAUCGUUUUUCGUAAGUAAUAGUUUAUCGUUACUUACAGGUAUAUAUAUAUUAUCUAUAACAGCGGCUGUACCCAUUCUCAUUAUCCUAGGACCUAUUUUUUUUAAAUUUAUUUUGAUAUACAUGUGUAUUUUUACUAUUUUUACAGAGUAUUUCUACAUAA